Messenger RNA from Candidula unifasciata, 774 nucleotides. The record is from the annotation of a GenBank genome assembly. Lineage: Eukaryota; Metazoa; Mollusca; Gastropoda; Stylommatophora; Geomitridae.
AUGAGCGGCAGAAGGAAUAUUCACCGAAACGGCGUGGUUCCAGAGUUCAACUUUGCCAUGGUGGGAGCUCUUGGUGCUGGCAAGUCAGCACUGACGGUCAAGUACAUCACCAGGCGCUUCAUCAUGGAGUAUGACCCAGAUUUAGAGGGCACCUACACCAAACACGAGGAUUGGGACGGCCAGGACUUUGUGGUACAUCUAAUGGAUACCUGUGAUAAGGAGGACAGUGACCCCAGCAGGUACCUGAGGUGGGCCGACGCCUUUAUCAUCGUCUACAGCAUCACCAACCGGCAGACGUUCGAGAUGGCGCGCCAAUACAUGGACAGCAUCUCUAUCUAUCUCAAAGGUCAAGGCCGAGAGUGUCCUGUGGCUUUGGUUGGUAACAAAAUUGACCUGGAGCGAUACAGGCAGGUUAACAAAUCAGAAGGAUCGUCAUUAGCAACUGAAUACGACUGUGUGUUCUAUGAGACAACAGCGGCGGAGGAAUACGACUUUGUGGAGCGAGUGUUCCACCGCGUCAUCCAAGAGACCCAUCAUGACAAGUAUGGACAUAUCUUACAACCGGUCUACAUCGCCGAUGACCGGGCCACCAUGUGGGGAACAUCGCAGCAUCCACAGCUGCAGCAGCACCAUCCACAGCUGCAGCAGCACCAUCCACAGUUCACUCACCUACAACAUCGCAGGCCUAAAUCUCCCAAAGGAUUGUCUGAUAGAAAAGACGAGAAAAACCAGCAGAAGAAAUCACUGAACAAAUUCUUCAAAAUCUUCAAUUGA